UCCCCACGCCGACAAUUUGUUGUCAAAAAUGACCAGAAUUUGAGAUUGAAGGUUGGUUAAAGAAAUCAUAAUAUCUAUCAUCAAUCAAGUGUUAAUACAGAAUUUUAUUUAAUUUAUAUCCAAUAUGGCUGAAGUAUCCAAGACAGUUCCAUCUUCAGCUGCUCCUAAUGACUUUAUAUUGAGUUUAUCCGAUGAACAGAUUGAACAUGAUCAAAAAAUCGGUAUAAAAGCAAUCAGAUUAUUCUUACAAAGUAAAACUUCAUAUGAUGUUUUACCAGUCAGUUAUAGAUUAAUAGUAUUAGAUACAUCGUUAUUAGUCAAGAAAUCAUUAAAUAUCUUAUUACAAAACAAUAUUGUUAGUGCACCAUUAUGGAAUAAUCAAAAUUCAAGAUUUGCUGGAUUAUUAACAUCAUCAGAUUUCAUUAAUGUUAUUCAAUAUUAUUUCCAAUUUCCAGAGAAGUUUGAAUUUGUGGAUCAAUUGACUUUAGAUGGAUUAAGAGAUAUUGAAAAAGCAAUUGGAGUUCAACAAAUUGAAACAGUAUCGAUUCAUCCAUUUAAAUCUCUUUACGAAGCAUGUGUUAAAAUGUUAGAAUCAAGAGCUAGAAGAAUCCCAUUAAUUGAUGAAGAUGAAAAGACUCAUCGUGAAAUUGUGGUAUCAGUGUUAACUCAAUAUAGAAUUUUAAAAUUCGUGGCCUUAAAUUGUAAAGAAACUAAGAUGUUAUUAAAACCAAUUAGAAAUAUUCAAGGUUUAGGUACGAUUAAAGAUAUUUCUACAUGUACUAUGAAUACACCAGUUAUUGAAGUGAUACAUUUAUUAGCUCAUAAAUCAGUGUCAUCGGUUCCUAUUGUUGAUGAACAAGGUAAAUUGAUUAAUGUUUAUGAAGCGGUUGAUAUUUUAGCUUUAGUUAAAGGUGGAAUGUAUACUGAUUUAGAUUUAAGUGUGGGAGAUGCUUUAUUAAGAAGAGCUGAAGAUUUUGAAGGGGUGCAUACAUGUACGUUAAACGAUAGAUUAAGUACUAUUAUGGAUACUAUAAGGAAAUCAAGAUUACAUAGAUUAUUUGUGGUUGAUGAUGAAGGGAAAUUAGUAUCUGUUAUAACGUUAAGUGACGUUUUAAAUUAUAUUUUAUUUGGAGAAGAUUAAGAUCUAUAGCAUUUUAGUAAUAGUUGACUUUAUAGAAAUAUGUAUUUAGACUCAGUCUGCAAAAGAUUGUAAGUUGACGAUGUUACGAUAAAUCGUUAGAUAUGAGAAGGCAGAGUAGUAAAGGUUUAAAAUUAAGUUAAUGCUACUGAGUUAGAGACUAUUUUAUAAUAGUAUAUAGGUUUAGUAAGUAAGAUUAUUAGAAAGUAAAGUAUAUUCAGUGUUUAACUGAUUUAAGAUACCAUAAUCAGUGGGCCCAGUACAGCACGCGAUCGUGAUGGGUUUACUGAGUUGGGGGAGGGGGCAAAGAAGGAAAGACAGACAGACAGACAGUAAU
Messenger RNA from Scheffersomyces coipomensis, 1475 nucleotides. It is a transcript of the gene SNF4, whose product is annotated as AMP-activated serine/threonine-protein kinase regulatory subunit. NCBI's taxonomy places the organism in Eukaryota, Fungi, Ascomycota, Pichiomycetes, Serinales, Debaryomycetaceae. Gene Ontology annotation, molecular function: protein kinase regulator activity; AMP binding; protein kinase binding. Gene Ontology annotation, biological process: protein phosphorylation; regulation of catalytic activity. Gene Ontology annotation, cellular component: nucleotide-activated protein kinase complex; cytoplasm; nucleus. The transcript has a single exon. Bases 125 to 1141 code for a protein of 338 amino acids. The record is from RefSeq and is a predicted model, not a curated record.